Zea mays is the source of this 4897-nucleotide messenger RNA. RefSeq names its product myosin-3. Gene Ontology annotation, cellular component: actin cytoskeleton; cytoplasm; myosin complex. The coding region runs from base 742 to 4467 and encodes 1241 amino acids. NCBI's taxonomy places the organism in Eukaryota, Viridiplantae, Streptophyta, Magnoliopsida, Poales, Poaceae. Gene Ontology annotation, biological process: actin filament organization. The transcript has 24 exons. Gene Ontology annotation, molecular function: microfilament motor activity; actin filament binding; ATP binding. The record is from RefSeq and is a predicted model, not a curated record.
GAUAUGGGGACGAGGGGAGCGGAGGUUUGAAAUGUGAGGGAGAAGCAAAAGCCCAGAUAAAAAAUAAUAUCGGUUUUGUUUUGCGUCUUCCGUUUACGAUUUGGGGUGAGCGGCAGUUUGGAGUGGGUUCUUGCAGCGGCGCGGCAGAGAGGUGUGUUGUGCGGCCGUGCUAGGAAUUAUCCUGUUCCUUCAGUGCUCGCGUCCUGAUGCGUUUUCUCCGACGAUGAUUUCGUCGUGGCUACCUGCAUGUGCUGCUGCUAGUACGCGGAGCGCUUUGAUUCGGCGGAGGCGUUGCUUCGGUUUUGGUUUCUUUCGCCCAAGAUUUCAGCUUUAGCAGCCGCAGCCUUUUCUCCUCGGCCGAUUCCAGCCUUGGCCCGGCUAUCCCCCCUUCAAAAUCGCGCAUAGGGUGGGGGUUUUACUCGGCCCCUUGCUGCGGGCAGCGCAGAAAUUUUUCCUCGGGCGUUCGAUUGUCGCUUAGUUGAGCUUCAGAACCUGAUUAUUUUUGAGAGAUUUCUGGAGGAAUUUUGACUCUUGUCGUGGAAUUUGGGGUUUGGCGGGUUGCCAGUUUUCAGCCCUUGGCGAGUUAGAGGCUAUUGCCUCUGAAGUUAUCGCCUGUUUUGAUGCGAAUUGGGGAAAUUUCUGGUCCCUGUGCUGUUCGGCUAUUGGAUUUGGCGAGCUGGUGUUUGAGCCCUGGUAUAAAUCACCGGUCUGUGCUGGUGGCCUUUUGAUUUCCCGGUGGUGAUGCUCUCUGCCGCCGCUGUGAUGGCGCCGGCAGCAGCCACGCAGAAGAGCUCCCUUGAGGUCUUGCUUGAGACGCUAAAGAAGCGCGAUGAGCAGCCCAAGGAUGCGCCUCCAACAUUGCCAGCCCGGCCCAUGUGCCGUGGCCGUCUGCCCACCACCAGGCGGCCAUCACUGCCUGCUGGCUUUAAGCUCGAGAAUGGCAUGGUAACAGUUCCUGCCACAGAAGCUGCAGCGGUUGACAAGAAGGCAGAUGCCAAGGAGAUUACUGGGUUGGAGGUCAAGGAGGAAAAGGCAGUGAAAGGAUGCAUCUUUGGGACUAAGAGGAAGUUCCCUAGCACACAAGUGCUGGAGGAGUCGCCAUAUGUUGAUGAACUUCAUGAGGAGAGGAAGCGUACAACAGUUUGUAAAGAGCCCCCUUCUAUUUCCCCGGCAACAAUAAAUAUGAACGGGAAGCCAGCAUGUACAGAUAUCAUGGACUAUGUUCUCCAGAAGAAGCUACGAGUUUGGUGUUCUUCAUCAAAUGCAAAGUGGGAACUUGGACAGAUCCAAUCAAUAUCUGGAGAUGAUGCUGAAAUACUCCUGGCUAAUGGAAAAGUUUUGACGGUGUCACCAGAACAACUCUUGCCUGCCAACCCUGAUAUCCUCGAUGGAGUGGAUGAUUUAAUCCAGAUGAGUUACUUGAAUGAACCUUCAGUUCUUUACAAUCUGCAAUUGCGAUAUUCUCGCGAUCUUAUCUAUACAAAGGCAGGACCUGUUCUGAUUGCUGUCAAUCCAUUAAAAGAAGUUGCACUCUAUGGGAAGUCUGCAAUCAUGCAAUACAAGCAAAAGACCAACGAUGACCCACAUGUGUAUGCAGUUGCUGAUUUGGCAUUUAAUGAGAUGCUGCGAGAUGGCAUAAACCAAUCUAUAAUAAUAAGUGGUGAAAGUGGAGCAGGAAAAACCGAGACAGCUAAAAUUGCAAUGCAAUAUUUGUCUGAUCUCGGGGGUGCUAGUGGUACGGAGUCUGAGGUUCUUCAGACCAAUGUUAUUCUGGAAGCAUUGGGGAAUGCAAAAACAUCACGAAACCAUAACUCGAGCCGAUUUGGCAAGCUUAUUGAAAUACACUUCUCUGAAACAGGGAAAAUGUGUGGUGCUAAAAUCCAGACCUUCCUGCUUGAGAAGUCGAGGGUGGUUCAAAGGGCACAAGGAGAGAGAUCUUACCAUAUUUUCUAUCAACUAUGUUCUGGAGCUCCUCCACUUCUCAAAAAAAAGUUGUCUCUAAAAAGCGCAAGUGACUACAAUUACUUGAAGCAGAGUAAUUGCUUGAAAAUCAAUGGUGUUGACGAUUCAAAAAAAUUCACAGUGCUAGUGGAUGCAUUGGAUACAAUUCAAAUAUCUAAGGAAGACCAAAUGAAAUUAUUUUCUAUGCUUGCAGCUGUCUUGUGGCUGGGAAACAUAUCAUUCUCUGUGAUUGAUAAUGAAAACCAUGUGGAAGUUGUCUCAAACGAAGGGUUGGCUACUGCUGCAAAGCUAUUAGGCUGCACUGCAAAUCAACUAGUGUCUGCCGUGUCCACUCGUAAGAUUCGAGCUGGAAAUGACAGUAUUAUUAAAAAGCUGACAUUAACUCAGGCCAUUGACGCAAGAGAUGCACUAGCAAAGUCAAUAUACGCCAAUUUAUUUGACUGGACCGUUGAGCAAAUUAACCACACACUUGGAACGGGGAGGCAAUUUACAUGGAGAUCCAUAAGUAUCUUGGAUAUUUAUGGGUUUGAGUGUUUCAAUAAGAAUGGUUUUGAGCAAUUUUGUAUAAAUUAUGCCAAUGAGAGGCUGCAGCAGCACUUCAACCGACAUCUUUUCAAACUACAACAGGAGGAAUACUUGGAAGACGGAAUUGAUUGGACCCCCAUGGAAUUUGUGGAUAACACUAAUUGCUUAUCUCUUUUUGAAAAGAAACCUCUAGGGCUAUUGUCAUUAUUGGAUGAAGAGUCUACUUUCCCAAGGGCAACAGACUUUUCCUUUGCUAACAAGCUUAGGCAGCAAUUAAGUGGUAACUCUUGCUUCAAAGGUGAAAAAGAAGGCACAUUUAAGAUUUGCCAUUAUGCAGGGGAGGUGACAUAUGAUACAGCUGGGUUCCUGGAGAAGAACAGAGAUCCACUGCACUCUGAAUCAAUCCAACUACUAUCAUCAUGUAAAUGUGAACUUCCAAAACAUUUUGCCUCUGUCAUGGUUGCUGAUUCUCAAAAUAAAUCAAGUCUGUCAUGGCAUUCAGUAAUGGAUACACAGAAACAAAGUGUUGUCACGAAAUUUAAGGCUCAACUGUUCAAGCUGAUGCAGCAGUUGGAGAGUACAACCCCACAUUUUAUUCGAUGCAUUCAACCAAAUAGCAAACAACUUCCCAGGUUAUUCGAGCAUGAUCUUAUCUUGCACCAGCUUAAAUGCUGUGGGGUGCUUGAAGUUGUCCGGAUAUCAAGAACAUGCUAUCCAACUAGGAUCACUCACCAACAGUUUGCUGAAAGAUACGGGUUGCUUCUCUUGCGUUCGAUUGCAUCUCAAGACCCACUUAGUGUUUCAGUUGCUGUUUUGCAACAGUUGAACAUUCCCCCUGAAAUGUAUCAAGUUGGCUACACAAAAUUGUUUUUCCGUACAGGACAGGUUGCUGCACUGGAAAAUACUAAAAUACAGAUGCUUCACGGAACCCUCCGUAUUCAGAAACACUUCCGGGGUAUGCAUUCUCGUCAGGGAUAUCAACGACUCAAGAAAGUGGCAAUGAAUUUGCAAUCAUUUAUACGUGGUGAAAGAGCAAGAAUACACUUUGAUAAUCUUGUCAAGAGAUGGAGGGCAGCUGUUCUAAUACAGAAGUACACUAGGCGUCGACUUGCAGCUAACAUGUUUAAUGAUCAACUGAAUCAUAUCAUUCUUCUUCAGUCUGUGAUGCGUGGGUGCCUGGCUAGAAGGAAAUACAAGUGCCUGCAGAAUGAAAAGGAGUUAAAGGCCAGUCACAACAUAGUUCAAGGGGAAACAAGGAAGAAUAAUGCUGAGUCAAGAAUAUGCCAUGGAAUGAAUGGGCAUUAUCCUCAUGAACCAGUCAUCACUGAACUUCAGGGUCGGAUUACGAAAGCUGAGGCUGUAUUGAGGGACAAGGAAGAAGAAAAUGUGAUGCUGAAACAGCAAUUGGAACAGUAUGAGAGUAAAUGGUCAGAAUAUGAGGCCAAAAUGAAAUCUAUGGAAGAGGCAUGGAAGAGACAGCUCUCUUCUCUGCAGCUGAGCCUUGUUGCUGCUAAGAAGAGCCUAGCUGCUGCCGAUGUGGCUACUAGAACUGCUCAGACUGAUUUUACUCCAACACAUGCCCAAUACGACUCUGAAGACACGUUGUCCACUGGGACCCAUACACCCGAAGUGACAGAGUCGAGGCACCGCAACCACAACCACAACCCUGAAGCUAAAGUUUCAGCAGGAAACUCGGAUAGGCGAGUAAACGCUGUGAACCACCUAGCGAAGGAGUUUGAAGACAGACGGCAGGUGUUCGAAGACGACGCGGGCUUCCUUGUCGCAGUCAGGUCCGGCCAAGUUGGUUCAAAUACGAACCCAGACGAGGAACUCCGGAAGCUCAAGGACCGCUUUGAAACAUGGAAAAAAGACUACAAAUCUCGGCUGAAGGAUACGAAGGUAAACCUUAAUAAGGUUGGCACUGGCACCCAUGAUGAUAAAUCGCGGAAAAGAUGGUGGGGAAAGAAGAGCUCCAAGUGAAACGUGUGAGAGGUGCCCCAGAUCAUUUUUCUACUGCCCCGGGCCAAGGAAAGCGGCCAAGAAUGCCAGGGCAGACAUGAAGAACCCGCCUUGGUUCUCGCACUGCAGAAGCCUGGCAAGAUAAUGAUGAGCUCCAUCGCCGGUGGGUGGCGGCGCUGUUACUCGUCCAGAGUGUCAAACAGAUCAAAUUAGCCAAUAGGUGAAGCAAGAGUUCUGUACAUGUAUAUCAAUUAAAUUAGUUCUGAGUUUUCAGUUGACAGUGUAUGUAUGCUAUCGUGUAUGUAUGUAGAGUGAUAAAUCUGAGAUGUGGAAGGGUAACUAGAUACAGAUUAUCCACCAUGAGCGAAUAGAGAUGCAAAAAAGCAGUAUUGUAAUAUGUGUACAUACAGUAAGGAAAUUGUUGAAAUGUGCAAGGCAUUUUACUCUGAAA